CAGACUAGAGCUCAGGUCGUGACGUAGGACUCACAGCCCACCUCCUGCCCCCAUCCCCCACCGCCGUCCCGCCUGCCUCCAGCUGCGUCUGCCGCUGUCCUGUCUGCUCCGCCGCCCGCCCGGUGUCUCCCUCCCCGAACCCAAAGCCUCUGCCUCCUCGCUCACCGCCCCGGCUCCCGAACCCCUUCAUCCCGUGGAGUGCACCAUGACGGGCAUCGCGGCGGCGUCGUUCUUCUCCAAUUCAUGCAGGUUCGGGGGCUGCGGUCUCCAGUUCGAGUCCCUGGCCGAGCUCAUCGUCCACAUCGAGGACAAUCACAUCGACACAGACCCACGGGUGCUGGAGAAGCAGGAGCAACAGCAGCCCACCUACCUUGCCCUGAGCUACAUCAACAGGUUCAUGACGGAUGCGGCGCGCAGGGAGCAGGAGACCAUGAAGAAGAAGGCCACUCCCAAACUGUCCCUGUCCAUCAGCGGGAGCGUUUCCAGGAACAGCACAGCCACGCCCCCUCGACACACCAGCGGCAACCUGACCCCGCCCGUGACCCCACCCAUCACACCGUCCAGCUCCUUCCGCAGCAGCACCCCAACAGGUACGACAGGCAGUGAGUACGAUGAGGAGGAGGCGGACUUCGAAGAGUCGGACAGCGAUGAGUCAUGGACCACAGAGAGCGCCAUCAGCUCGGAGUCCAUCCUCAGCUCCAUGUGCAUGAACGGAGGAGAGGAGAAGCCCUUCGCAUGCCCCGUGCCCGGCUGCAAGAAGAGAUACAAGAAUGUAAACGGGAUCAAGUACCAUGCCAAGAACGGCCACCGCACCCAGAUCCGCGUCCGCAAGCCCUUCAAGUGUCGCUGUGGCAAGAGCUACAAGACCUCCCAAGGUCUGAGGCAUCACACCAUCAACUUCCACCCGCCUGUGUCCACUGACAUCCUGCGCAAGAUCCAGGGCUAGUCCUAGUCCCAAGUCCAGUCCCAAGUCCAGUCCCAAGUCCAGUCCCAAGUCCAGUCCCAAGUCCAGUCCCAAGUCCAGUCCCAAGUCCAGUCCCAAGUCCAGUCCCAAGUCCAGUCCCAAGUCCAGUCCCAAGUCCAGUCCCAAGUCCAGUCCCAAGUCCAGAACCCAGUUCUGAGUCCAGUCCCAUGCCCAGUGUCAAGUUCCAAACCCUGUCCCGAGUCCUGUCCCAAUUCUAGUCCCAAACCCAGUCCACACUAACCCACAAGUGCAUGCUUUAAGUUCUGUACGACCUUACUUUAUCAUGUAUUUUUUUGUAUUUGUUAUAUAUAUAUCGCCCGUAUUUUUAUUUUUGAAAAUCCUUAUUCUAGUAUUUUAUGGUUCUUGUACAUUUGCACAUCGGUAUAUAUGCUAUCACUUUUGUUUCUCUUGUUUUGACUGACAUAAGGUGCUAACUGUAAAAAACAACAGAACGAAAAAGACAAAAAACAAAUGAAAGUAAAAGGCGAGGAGAGGAGGAGGAGAAAGGGGGCCCCUUGAGAGAGUGGCCCUGGAGCUGACCUGAGAGCAGUCCCAACACUCCACACCAGAACACG
Messenger RNA from Periophthalmus magnuspinnatus, 1539 nucleotides. Its product is annotated as juxtaposed with another zinc finger protein 1. Lineage: Eukaryota; Metazoa; Chordata; Actinopteri; Gobiiformes; Gobiidae. The record is from RefSeq and is a predicted model, not a curated record. The transcript has 5 exons. The coding region runs from base 206 to 946 and encodes 246 amino acids. Gene Ontology annotation, cellular component: nucleus.